Lampris incognitus (smalleye Pacific opah) is the source of this 7355-nucleotide messenger RNA. It is a transcript of the gene ptprk, whose product is annotated as protein tyrosine phosphatase receptor type K. Lineage: Eukaryota; Metazoa; Chordata; Actinopteri; Lampriformes; Lampridae. Bases 347 to 3739 code for a protein of 1130 amino acids. Gene Ontology annotation, molecular function: protein binding; protein tyrosine phosphatase activity. Gene Ontology annotation, cellular component: membrane. The record is from RefSeq and is a predicted model, not a curated record. The transcript is spliced from 29 exons. Gene Ontology annotation, biological process: protein dephosphorylation.
UCCUCCGUUCGCUCCGUCUCGCCCCGUCACCUAGCCCCCCACCUGUCUCUCGCUCUCUUUUUGAAUCGGCUCCUGUCGCGUGACGUCACGGACUUUCACUCGCUGCCGCCGCCGCCGCCGAGCUCGGGAAGCAGCUCGCGCUCUCCCCGCGAAACAAAGUAGCGUCCGCGACGCGAGAGAGCGGCGGGAGGGAUAAUGGAGCCGGAGCGGGACUAAAAAGAGACGGAGGAGGACCGACAGGAGGACCUACGGCUCCAGGGAGGACCUACGGCCCCAAGGGAGGACCACGGCCUAAGCCUCUGGAAAACUUUGGGAAAAGCUAUCGAACAUUUUUAACACGGGCACCAUGGAUUCAUUGUCGCUGGUGGGACUCGCGUUCCUGCUUUCGCCGGCCGCGAGCGUCCUCGGCCAAAUACCGACAGGAAGUUGUACAUUUGACGAGGGUUUCUCUCAGUGCGAUUACCAACAGGAUCCUUACGAUGACUUUGACUGGAUGCACAUCAGUACCCAGGAGGUGCCAUAUGUCUCCCCAGAUUUGCCACAAGAGCCGAUGAGGACCCCUAAGCGUCUCAAGAUCGCCGAGACCAGGUCUCGUCUGAUUGCGGUGGACUGGGAGUCGCUGGGCUACAACAUAACUCGAUGUCACACCUUCAAUGUGACCAUAUGCUACCAUUACAUGACUGCCAACAACCGCAGCAAGGCCGACUGCUUGGAUAUGGACCCUAAAGCACCACGCCACCUGGUGGGGAACCUGCCCCCCUACACCAACGUCAGUCUGAAGAUGAUACUGACGAAUCCAGAGGGACGGAAGGAGAGUGACGAGACAGUCAUACAGACUGACGAGGACGUGCCGGGAUCAGUUCCCACUCAGUCAGUGAGAGCCACUCCGUUUGAAGACAGAAUCCUGCUGUACUGGAAGGAACCAGCUGAGCCCAAUGGAGUGAUCAUACAAUAUGAGAUAAGUUACAGCGGUAUACGUUCGUUCGACCCCUCCGUGCCUCUCCAGCGGCCAGGACUGACGGUGUCCUUGCCCUCCAAUGCCACCCAUCACCUGUUUUCCCAGCUCCACCCGGGCGUCACAUACCAGCUCUCAAUACGGGCAUCCACCUCCAAAGGGUUCGGACCCCCAACUACGCUCAAUGUGACCACGAACAUUUCAGCCCCUACACUGGAAGAGUAUGAUGGGUCAGAGGCCUUUCUUAAUGAAACUGCAACAACCAUCACUGUCCUGCUCAAACCUGCCCAGGCUAAAGGAGCUCCUAUAAGUGCGUACCAGAUUGUGGUGGAGGAAGUGAAUCCUCAGCGUUCACGUCGCCAAGCUUCCUCUGACUGCUACCAGGUCCCCAUGUCCUACCACAGUGCCUCUAAUGGUGGAUCACCGUAUUACUAUGCUGCGCAGCUUUCCCCCAGUAACCUGCCAGAGCCCCUUCCCUUCACUGUGGGCGACAACAGGACUUACCAGGGUUUCUGGAAUCCUCCACUGGCUCCACGGAAGAACUACAAUAUCUACCUCCAGGCAGUUAGCAGUACAGAGAGGGAGACUAAAACCCAGUGCCUGAGGCUGGCUACGAAAGGUGCUACAGAGGAGCCCGAGGUAAUCCCUGACCCCGCUAAACAGACCGAUCGGGUGGUGAAGAUCGCUGGGAUCAGUGCUGGAGUUCUAGUGUUUAUACUGCUGGUGCUGGUAGCCAUCUUACUGGUCAAGAAGAGGAAACUGGCAAAGAAACGUAAGGACGCCAUCGGGACCACGCGGCAGGAAAUGACACACAUGGUGAAUGCAAUGGAUCGUAGCUACGCCGACCAGAGCACGCUCCAUGGAGAGGACCCCAUGGCUGUGACGUUUAUGGACUCUCACAACUACAACAACAGAUUGCCCAACGACCCUCUGGUACCUACUGCUGUGCUAGAUGAGAACCACAGCGGUUCCGCGGCGGAGAACAGCAGACUGCUGGAUGUUCCUCGGUAUCACUGUGAAGGAACCGAGUCUCCGUACCAAACGGGCCAGCUCCACCCUGCCAUCAGGGUAGCCGACCUCCUUCAGCACAUCAACCUAAUGAAAACGUCAGACAGCUAUGGCUUCAAAGAGGAGUACGAGAGUUUUUUUGAAGGCCAGUCGGCCUCCUGGGAUGUGGCCAAGAAGGAGCAGAACCGCACCAAGAAUCGCUAUGGCAACAUCAUAGCCUAUGACCACUCGAGGGUUAUUCUCCAGCCAAUAGAAGAUGACCCCUCCUCUGACUAUAUCAACGCCAACUACAUCGAUGGCUACCAGAGACCAAGUCACUACAUCGCCACACAGGGUCCUGUUCAUGAGACGGUUUAUGACUUCUGGCGGAUGGUGUGGCAGGAGCAGUCAGCCUGCAUUGUCAUGGUCACCAAUCUGGUAGAGGUUGGAAGGGUUAAGUGCUACAAAUAUUGGCCGGAUGAUGCCGAGGUGUACGGAGAUUUCAAGGUGACUUUUGUGGAAGUGGAACCUCUGGCCGAGUAUGUGGUCCGGACUUUUACUUUGGAGAGGCGUGGAUUCAACGAGGUGCGUGAGGUCAAGCAGUUCCACUUUACCGGCUGGCCUGAUCAUGGAGUUCCCUAUCACGCCACGGGACUACUUUCCUUUAUCCGCAGAGUCAAGAUCUCCAAUCCACCCUCUGCGGGGCCUAUAGUGGUUCACUGCAGUGCUGGAGCAGGACGUACAGGCUGUUUCAUCGUCAUUGAUAUCAUGCUGGACAUGGCUGAGAGAGAAGGAGUGGUGGACAUCUACAACUGCGUGAAAGCCCUACGCUCCAGGAGGAUCAACAUGGUACAGACUGAGGAGCAGUAUAUUUUCAUCCAUGAUGCCAUACUAGAAGCCUGUCUGUGCGGGGAGACAGCCAUACCGGUCUGUGAGUUCAAAGCUGCCUUCUAUGAGCUGAUCCGCAUCGACUCCCAGACCAACUCGUCACAUCUGAAGGAUGAGUUCCAGACGUUAAACUCAGUGACCCCCCAGCCACAGCCAGAAGACUGCAGCAUCGCUCUGUUGCCUAGGAACCAGGAGAAAAACCGCUUUAUGGAUGGCCUUCCACCUGACAGAUGUCUGCCCUUCCUCAUUACAAUAGAUGGAGAAAGUAGCAACUACAUCAACGCUGCUCUGAUGGAUAGUUACCGACAGCCUGCUGCAUUCAUCGUUACCCAGCAUCCUCUGCCUAACACCGUCAAGGACUUCUGGCGUCUGGUUUACGACUACGGAUGCACCAGUCUGGUGAUGCUGAAUGAGAUUGACCUGGCCCAGGGUUGUCCCCAGUACUGGCCGGAGGAGGGCAUGUUACGUUAUGGUCCGGUCCAGGUGGAGUGUAUGUCUUGUUCUAUGGACUGUGAUGUGAUCAGUAGACUCUUCAGGGUCUGCAACCUCACCAGGCCCCAGGAAGGCUACCUGAUGGUGCGUCAGUUCCAGUAUCUCGGCUGGGCAGGACACAGAGAAGUCCCAGCCUCCAAGCGUUCCUUCCUCAAACUCAUCCUCCAGGUUGACCAGUGGCAGCGUGAGGGAGAGGAGGGCGAAGGGAGAACUAUAGUUCAUUGCUUGAAUGGUGGAGGGCGUAGUGGAGUGUUCUGUGCCAGCAGCAUUGUGUGCGAGAUGGCCAAGAGACAGAGUGUGGUCGAUGUCUUCCACGCCGUGAAGAGCCUGAGGAACAGCAAACCCAACAUGGUAGACACUCCGGAGCAGUAUCGUUUCUGCUACGAUCUAGCGCUGGAGUUCAUCGAGACCUCCUAAGAAGAGGGGGAGUGGAGGAGGACAGGAAGAGUGCUCUUUUCAGCCUCCCGUUUCGUGUAAUGUUUUGCUUUUGCUUGAUGUUCCAGCGCCCCUCUGUGGUGGCUGUUUUGUAGCAUCCAUUUUGCGUCCCUCCUAUUCAUAAGAGUGAGCGGGUUCAGUGGGAGAUGCCAAAUGGGCAAAAGUGAAAUCGACUAAAGUCCCCUCAGAUAACGUCAGUAAAUUGAAACUUUUACCUCUAAGACUUCCAACAGGAAGUGUGAUGGAGAGAAGAGAAGUGGGAGAAUAAUUUCUGUACAUUUUUUUUUUUUUUUGAGUGCCAUCCAGCCCCGGUGUGUUUCGGGCUCCAGAGACUGUGGGCCCGGGCCAUGAUUAAACUCCAAGCCUCGCGUUGCCACAGCUGCAGUACUCAACAUGAGGCGUAGAUGGCGGCCUUGCUCUAGCAAGCUCAAAGUGUCGCUCGAGAGAGAGAGAAUAUUGCAUUUUAGUUUUUCAUCACACGCCUCUCUCAACACUUAACGGUGAUCCCUCGUUACCUGAUAAAGUGCUGAAGUUUUUGGGACACCUCGUUACGGCAAACGUUUAAUAUUCGCUGCCAUCACGUCAUACCGGAGAACGGGGCCCCACAACAUGGGCUCAAACCUGCACAAAUUCUUUUAAUGGCUCUUUUUUUCCGCUCCAGACACCAGCGAUGUACUCUUCACCCGACGUUUUGCUCAUGUCGGUAGUCAGUGAGUCGUGGAAAACAAACAUUGGACACUGAGACAGAAGUUACUAGUAUUUUCUGAAGCUCCUUUAGUAUUGGUUACAGCAGAUGGGUGGGGUCCUGAGGAGACGGUCGCAUGAUGCGAGGGACACGGUAGUAACACGGGUUGGUGUCUAAGAUAAUGUGGAGGCAGCAUGUACAGUGGAAAACAGUACAGCUGAAAUACCAGGGGUAUUAUUGAUAACUGUGGGCAGCAAAGUUGAUAAACUUGGUCUGCUCUUAGAAAGCAUCAGUGCAUCUUAACAUGUGCACUGGGACUUAAAAACAGAAGUUAGAUGUAGGAUUUCAGCUAAAACGGACACGAGUUAUAAAAAUGGUUACCACGGUCAGUGCUGGUGAACGGCUCUAGUCGGCCACUUCCUGUCGGCUGAUUUCAUUUCCUCUUCCUCUCUUUUCAAACGUAACUUACCUGCCUACCGGAAGAGAGAUCUUAAGCCUUAUGACGCCCUUCCUCGAACCCCCCCCCCCCCCCCCCAGAUGUACUAACCCCCGCCACAAUGAACCCAUUAGAACACCAGGGACGCUGUUCGGCCCAAACGACUGCGCCUGGGCUCUUCCUGCAAAACGACUUCAGCCGCCGAUGGUUUACACAUGCGAAACCGCGAUGAUCUGUGUGCUCGAACCCGCGCUCUCUUCAGUGCUGCUGCAGAAGUAAAUCCGGGGUUGCAUUUUAAACCCCGCUUCAGCACGUGGGCUUGUUGUAUCCAGCGCCACCGGGUUAUAAUGAGCUUGAGCGUGCUCGUUUCCGGGGCCGUGCCCGGUGCUCUUGCAGUCCAGCCGGUUCCGACCGCUGCAGGUCCUUCCAAAUUCAAACAGCACCGGUAGACUUCCUGUGUGGGCAGACGUGUCCUUUCCGUUUUAGAAAGAGAGAAGGAAAGCUGGCCCCCCGAGCAGACGAGUGGGCUUACGUUUCAGAUCAGGAUGGAAUCGAAAGGGAACCGAUCCCAGACCUUGUUUGUUUAUGUUGCACUGAUGGCCGCCAUGUUUCUCAUGUUGUUAUUUUGUAGUGGAUGUUUAUGUCAUAAGCCAAAGACUUUGUGUAAAUAUGUCUAUACGGAUGAAGCACAUUGUUUGUAUUUAUUGUUUUGUUUACUUGCGUCACGUAUAAGAACAAUCAUUCGUCAUUCUGUGUUUACUCUACCACCAGCGUUUCUUAAACUGCAUGGGUUGGGACGCAAAAUGGCUCGCCGGCGUGCUCCCGGCGGGGCCCCCCCGCAAAGCAGAGGUACUAGAAUGUGUCCGUGAGGCCGAGUCCCCCCUUUGACCCGGUUUUGGGGGAAUCCUCGCCGAGAAGGAGCGCUAGCGUGGUCUCGUCGAGCCCGGCCUUCCGAGGGUUAGAGGCUUCACAUUUACCAAGUUUGGGUCCAUGCAGAAACCGUUUGAAGACCCCCCCCCCCCCCGAUCCAAGCUGUACAUUAAGGUGUUAGAUGUAGUUUUUUGAAUAUGUAGGUGGACUUCAGUAGUAGUACCUUGUUUUUGCUUAGGAAUCUCUGUGAUGUUAUCGUGGUUUAUUUGUGUAAAAAAAACAAAACAAACAUCAUUUCCUCUGCUCGCGGACAAGUCGAACCUCGGGUUUCGGCCCCAGAAGGGCGGCGUCGGUGCAUUUUACAUGCACGGAGUAAUCCGAACGAUGGCUCCCAUCCCAUUUUCGAGGUCCUCUAUGGGACGAGCUGUUUUGUCUGUAUCCUCACGUCCUGCUCGCCAGUAUCCCCGAAUACAGAUGCUGACUGGUGAUGCAGGCACCACGGGGGGGGGGGGGGGUACGCAGGGGUAUGAAUAGCAUUUUCUUGUGCCUAAUGGUUUGAAUUUCCUUGUUGAUAUAAUGCAUUUAACAGCAUUUUAACUGAAUUUUAGACUGCAAGCAGGGCUUGGCAAAAAAAAAGAAAAGAAAAGAAAAAAAAAGGCUUUCUCAUAGAGGAUUAAGGUUUCAAAUACGUUUGGGACCGCAAUUGGUGUUUGGCUGAGCAGAACAAGGUUUUACAGAAUUACUGAACACCGGAAGUGUUUCUGUUGUACGCAGGCUGGCUCUAAAAAGUCAUUAUGUAAAUAAAAUGACAGAGGUUGUUUUACAGUCAGAACACAAGUGGUUCUGCUGUAAGUUUUUUUUUUAUAUAUAUAUACAUAUAUAUACAUAUAUAUAUAUAAAUGGACUAUCACUGAUAAACUCAUAGGCUCUUAAGAGCAGUAGACAUUUUGCUGUUUGGACAGAAUGAGAAAACAUGUUUUGGAUGAAACAUCAGAGAUUUGUACCUCUGGACCACGAGAGACUUUACUUCAGGUAGAGCCUCACAUGAGCCCGGUCCUUGUUGAAGUUGAGGUUUCACUGCAGACUCAUCUUCAGAGGGUUGGGCCGUCUGCAGGCCCAUCACGGUUCUGUUGUUUUUCUCUGCACAUUUCCAGUCAGACCCCAAGAGGAAAGAAGGUUUAAGGCAUCAUUUUUAAGGCCACAGUGGGUAGUUCAUAUGGACUAGCGUCCUUUCAGAGAGGAGUGAGAUUUUUUCCAAACUGUACAAAAGGGAAAAUGGCCAAGUACUUGUCGGCCAUAAUGUCCAUCAGCAUUGCUUCAUGGAGUUGAGCCCUGGUCCAAAGUGAAGCAGUACAAGGAGAUCAUAUCAUCCAAAAUUAUUACGAACAUCCAUUUGUAAACUACAGAUUUAAGGGGGAAGUGUGUGUGGGGUUACCCACCGUACUUCUUAUUUAACAAAAUGGCCGCAAAGAAUAAUGACGUCAGUGAAGCCGGUGUUGUGAUGGGAGGCCAGUCUGAAUAAAAUGUUGAUAUUCAUGGUUCAUAACUAUUCUUGUCUGUAAUGUUUGGCUUCUUUGCUGUAUUAAAGAGAAGUUCUUUAAUUAAAA